AUGAUCGGACUUCAGUUAGUCCGUACUCGUGUAUUUUGCCAAAUCUCUCGUCUGCCACGCAACCCAAAAAAUGUUAUGGCUCGAAGGUUCGUAAGAACUCCAACAAUAGACUGGAAACCAAUAACUUCGAAAACUACCAAUUUGCGCACUGCAGAACAGCAGGCUAAGACUCCCAUUAUUCGAAGGUUUUUUCUUGGUUUGAUGAUCGCCAUGCCGGUAAUAAGCUUUGUACUUGGUUGCUGGCAGGUGAAAAGACUCAAUUGGAAAGCAAACUUGAUUGCAAAAAGUGAAAAUGCUUUGGUGCAACCUCCCAUCGACCACCUUCCUCCCGUCUUAGAUCCGGAAGUAAUUCCAGAAUUUGAGUAUAGAAAGUUCAAGGUGAAAGGACACUUUGACUAUGACCAAGAAAUGUUUUUAGGGCCCCGUAUCAAAGACGGAACCCCGGGAUAUUUGGUGGUAUGUCCAUUUGUUCGUCUGGAUGGUGGAAAACCACUUUUAAUUGAAAGAGGCUGGAUUCACAAAGACAAGGUGAUUCCCACCACGAGAAGCGACAGUAAAAACUACUUGAGACACUUGGCAAUGCCACAGGGAGAAAUUGAAAUCGAGGCACUUUUCAGAGUAAUGCCCAAAAAGCUGAAUUUGCAAUUCGACCAUGAGGAGGGUACGCGGCUCUUUUACGUUCCAGAUGUCGAAUCCAUGGCAGAGCAGCUGGGAAGUUUGCCCAUCUACUGCCAGAUGAUAUACGAUUUGACGGAUAAACCAUGGAUAGGGCCUAAUGAAUCCAGACCCAGUAAAUGGAAGUUUUGGCAAAAAGAUGAAACCACAAAUUAUCGACCAGAAGAGUAUCAGGAAUUUGAAUUUGUAAAGCAAGGCGUACCCAUUGCUGCCACUCCCAAGGUCAAGUUUAGCAAUAACCAUAUGCAAUACUUGGUGACAUGGUUCUCGCUUUCAUUCUUCAGUGCUGGAUUGCUCAUUUGGAACAUGAGAAAGAAGAGUGGAGGAGCAGAAAAGGCAAUUGAAGCCAAGCGCAAGAACAUGAAGGCCAACUGGUGA
Molecule: messenger RNA, 1053 nt
Organism: Meyerozyma guilliermondii ATCC 6260
Lineage: Eukaryota; Fungi; Ascomycota; Pichiomycetes; Serinales; Debaryomycetaceae
Gene: SHY1
Product: Shy1p
Exons: 1
Coding region: 1-1053 (350 amino acids)
Biological process (GO): mitochondrial respiratory chain complex IV assembly
Cellular component (GO): mitochondrion; membrane
Source: RefSeq, a predicted model, not a curated record